Messenger RNA from Eriocheir sinensis (Chinese mitten crab), 8965 nucleotides. It is a transcript of the gene syd, whose product is annotated as C-Jun-amino-terminal kinase-interacting protein 4-like. The record is from RefSeq and is a predicted model, not a curated record. Gene Ontology annotation, cellular component: cytoplasm. Gene Ontology annotation, molecular function: JUN kinase binding; MAP kinase scaffold activity; kinesin binding. The coding region runs from base 158 to 4429 and encodes 1423 amino acids. The transcript is spliced from 29 exons. NCBI's taxonomy places the organism in Eukaryota, Metazoa, Arthropoda, Malacostraca, Decapoda, Varunidae. Gene Ontology annotation, biological process: vesicle-mediated transport.
UCUGGCCCCGUCAAGCCCUAAUGGCGGCCAGGCUGGCAGGAGGAGGACGGGAGAAGUUUCCGAAAAUCGCCUCAAAAACCGACUCCCACCCCCCACAAUGACGGUCUGAGGCGCGGGAUUUAUACACGAAGGCUUGAAGUUUCCGAAUAUAUCCAAGAUGGACGUGCUGGACGGCGAGACGGUGUAUAAUUCACAUGAUGAAAGCCACGUCGUCAUGUCGGAGAAGGUGCAGUCAAUGGCGGGGUCGAUCUACCAGGAAUUCGAGAGGAUGAUUUCCCGCUACGACGAGGACGUGGUCAAGGACUUAAUGCCGCUCGUCGUCAACAUCCUCGAGUGUCUUGACCUCGCUUACACGGAGAACCAGGAGCACGAGGUGGAGGUUGAGCUGCUGCGCGAGGACAACGAGCAGCUGGUGACACAGUAUGAACGCGAGAAGCAGCUGCGCAAGGCCUCAGAGCAGAAACUGCUGGAGCUUGAGGAUGGCAUGGAGGAGGAGAAGAAGAAGUGCCAGUCCAGGGUGGAGACACUGGAAUCCAUCGUCCGCAUGCUGGAACUCAAGAACAGAAACUCAUCGGACCAUGCCACCCGAAUGGAGGACAAAUCGGAGGAGAUCAAGAAGGAAUACGGGAAAUUGCACGACCGCUACACGGAACUCUUUAAGACACACAUGGACUACAUGGAACGGACCAAAAUUUUAAUGGGGACGGACCGCCUGGACCAGCUGGGGGGCGCACGGGGGAGGAUACCCGGGUUCAGUCUGGGCAAUCUGAACAGCCUUCCUUACAGAUCAUCAGGACCUGUAUCAUUUGGGUUCAGCUCCUUUGACCCCAACAAGUCCAUGACCUCGCCUGUGGACAUGACCGGGUCUGCCAACGGGUCAGUCCAGGUCACCUCCCUUAGGAAUGAACUGCAGGAGGCGCAGGUCGGCCCAGACACCCCAGUAGUGCACACCGACAAAGGUCAGCUGACAGAUACUAUUGAACAGGCCGACCGGGAGACUGCAACAAAGGGUGGAUGGGUGGAUGGCUUCAGCCCCGAGAGUGAAGUUGUGUCGUCCCCGGAGAUGGAGGACCUUGAAGACAUAUCCAUGGACACCAGCUUAGGCCCACACCACAUCCCCCCCGGCAAGAUGGCGCGCCCCACCACCACACAGCAGAAAGAGGAGCGCACUGGCAACACCCUAUACCAGGAGAUCCACUUCCAGGAGCCUGACGCGCUUGCCGAGAUGGACGAGGGUGCCGAUAUUACAGACAGUGGGAGCGAGGAGGGGGGCCCCGCCUCCCCCCCCUAUGCGGUUACAGACAACUUCUUUGGGAUGGGCAAGGAAGUGGAGAACCUCAUCAUGGAGAACAACGAACUCCUGGCCACCAAGAAUGCCCUUAACAUAGUGAAGGACGACCUCAUUGCUAAAGUAGAUGAACUAACAAGUGAGCAGGAGAUCCUUCGCGAGGAGAUCAAGUCCCUCAACGCUGUCAAGUCUCGGCUGCGUUUGAGGAUCGCCGAGUUGGAGGACGAGGUCAAGCGGGUCAAGGAGGAGGCGGAGAAGGCGGCCAAGGCGGGCAAGAGCGAUGACGAGGAGGAUGUCCCCAUGGCCCAGCGCAAGCGGUUCACCCGUGUCGAGAUGGCCCGUGUCUUGAUGGAGCGAAACCAGUACAAGGAACGCUUCAUGGAGCUGCAGGAGGCCGUGCGCUGGACCGAGAUGAUCCGGGCCACGCGCACCGACCCAGCCACCGACAAGAAGAACAAGCAGACCAUUUGGAAGUUCUUCAGCAACCUUUUCAGCACCUCAGAGAAACCCCAGAGGAAACCACUCCCUUACGGCAAUGUGCGGUACAACGCCCCCGCACACCAGGUCACCCCCGCCCUGGACACCAUGCGCCGGCGGAACCUCUCGGACCACAGGCGGAAGGGGCUCGAGAUAUUUGACGCAGGCUUGGAGGAGGAAGAAUCCGAAACACACACAGAAACGCACACACACACACCCUCACACACCCCACCAGCGGACACAUCCCCUACCUCUUCCUCCCCUCCUCCUCCCUCCUCCUCCUCCUCCUUCCUCUUCCUCAACCUGCUGCCACACCCCCACAGCUCCUCCGAGAAGUUGCAGCAGCGGCGGGCAACCGAGAGAAGGGAGCAGUACAAGCAGGUCCGAGCUCAUGUGAAGAAGGAUGACGGGCGGAUGCAAGCGUACGGGUGGAGUCUUCCGGCCAAAACGGGGCAGAGGGCGAUCGAGGGAGGCCCGGCCGCCGCUCCAGCCGCCGCCACAGCCGCCAGUCAGCCGCCAAGGGCCUCGGCGGCUGCCUCGUCCCAUAUUCCAGUGCCAGUCCCGGUGUACUGUCGCCCGCUGAUGGAGAAAGAGCCAGGCAUGAAGAUCUGGUGUGCGGCGGGCGUCAACCUCACAGGGGGGCGCACCAGGGAUGGCGGCAACAUUGUGGGCGCCAGCGUCUUCUACUCCGGCGAGACCGAGACCACGCAUGUCAGGCCUAGUGAUGAAAUAGACCGCUUAGACCAGGAGCUGAAGGAGGGAGAGAGGGAGAGGCGCGAGGGAGAGCUACUGGAGCAGAGCCUGUCAUCGCUGGUCUGGAUUUGCACGUCAACGCACUCCAUCAGCAAGGUGACGGUCAUUGACGCAAACAACCCAGCAGACAUUCUAGAGUCAUUCCACGUCUGUUCCUCGCAUCUGCUGUGUAUCGCCAGUGUCCCAGGGGCAAAAGAGAGCGAUUACGAGGUUGACGACGACAUCAACAAGGCAUCGGAGGAGAGCCUAAACAACAACUCCUCCACCACCAACACCACCACCACCACCACCACCAAAGCAGAAGAAGAAGAGGAAGCACCAGGAGGAGGAGGAGGAGGAGGGGAAGGGAAGGCAGAGGAAAACCCUUCAAUGGGAACGCUCUCCUUUAUCAGCUGUGCCGCGGGGAGUGGGAUCACAACACAAUCCCCGACCGCCCCCGAUUCUCCCGAUAAGGAAACGGAAGAGAUUAAACCGGUCUUGAGGAGAGAGACCAUCAGCUGUACAGACCCAGACCAGGAUGCAGACCACGCCGGGGUGAUGGGGGGCGAGGAAGAGGAGGACACCCCCCCUCGACGGCUGCUCCGGGAACCCCAGGGACUCGUCAAGGAUGGGGUGGAGGAAGCACAGCCCACGGAGGAAUCCAGCAACGUGGUCACCGAGGAGGUUGAGAAGAUGUCAUCCGUGCUGUCAACCAUGUGGCUUGGCUCCCAGAGUGGCUCCAUCUAUGUCCACUCCGCUGUCCGCCACUGGAAACGCUGCCUGCACUCCAUCAAGCUGAAGGAUUCUGUGCUUUCCAUAGUGCACAUCAAGGGUCGCGUGUUGGCAGCCCUUGCAGACGGUACGGUUGCCAUCUUCCAGCGGCGCGGCGACGGACAAUGGGACCUCAACAACUACCACCUGUUAGACCUUGGGAAGCCACACCACUCCAUCCGCUGCAUGCAGGUGGUCCACGGCAGGGUCUGGUGCGGAUACAGGAACAAGAUUCAUGUGGUGGACCCCAAACACAUGACCAUAGAGAAAUCGUUCGACGCACACCCGCGCAAGGAGUCCCAGGUGCGACAGAUGGCCUGGCUGGGUGACGGAGUGUGGGUGAGCAUCCGCCUGGACUCCACGUUGCGGCUGUACCACGCACACACCCACCAGCACCUCCAGGAUGUUGACAUUGAACCCUAUGUGUCCAAGAUGCUGGGCACGGGCAAGCUUGGGUUCUCCUUCGUGCGGAUAACGGCACUUCUGAUCUCAUCGCACCGGCUCUGGAUUGGCACUGGGAAUGGGGUCAUCAUAUCAGUGCCGCUGUCGGAGAGCGCCAACCCUCGCCCGAACCAACCGAACGACCCCAACACAACCGCCUCUACCGCCCCCGCCACCGCCGCCCCCGCCCCCCCAGCCCAGCCACAGGGGGGGAGCAAGCCUGGGGGCGUCAUACGGGUCUACACGGACAGCCGGGAUCAGCUGACGCCCGGCUCGUUCGCACCCUACUGCUCUAUGGCCCAGGCGCAGUUGUCUUUCCACGGACAUCGCGACGCUGUGAAGUUCUUCGUUGCCGUUCCAGGCUCAGGGGGGUAUAACGCCCUUACAGCUGCGCCGGCCGCCUCCGCACUGAGGGCCAUCGCCGGGAGGGACGGAGAGGACGGUGCCAGUGAAGGGAGGCAAGAUGGACAACUCCGACCUAAGAGUAUGCUGGUGAUAUCGGGCGGGGAAGGAUACAUUGACUUCAGGAUCGCUGACGAGCGCGAGGAAGACCGGGACACUGCAAGCCAUCUCCUGGUCUGGCACAUUCCCUUAGAAGACAACCUCUCCUCCCUACACUCCUCCUCCUCCUCUCUUCCUCCCGACCCUCCUCCUCCUCCUCCUCCCACUCCUCCACCUCCUCCCAACUCCACCCCCACCACUGCGGAAGAGGAGGCGUAGCAGAGGGAGGAAGCAGCGGAUGAAGCGGAAGAAGCGGAGGGAGAUAUUUCCGGGUGAAGGUGAGGAUGAUGGGGCGGCCCCGGACCCCGCGGCUGAGUCCCUGAGCCGGGGCGAUAGGUCACACCUCAUCGUAUGGUCUGUCGCACGCCCCCCGUUCUGAAUGCCCCGCCCCGCCCCGGAACACCCCCAGGACCCCAAACUUACUGUCCUGAUGGGUUGAAGUCUGCCCCGAAACCCCCCCGGAUUGGCGUCUCAUCUCGCCCCGCCCCAGGACAGCCCCAAGAUUGAACCUGUCCCUGAAAUACCCCGGAUUGGCCUGCCCCGUGAUGCCCCGCCCACUACUACAAUGCUUUAUAUAGCUUCUCAACGCCCCGCCCUGCCCCGCCCCGCCCCGAGCUUCUCAAGAUGACGUGGGGUGGAGUUUCGCCUCGCCCCAAACUCCCCCGGACGCCCUCGAACGCCCCGCCCCGCAGAGCAGCAGUACACAGCCCCGCCCCGCCCCAAGAAGCUUUAGGCCUAUGACUCGGAAGUGUUUUUUUAUGUUCAUUGCUUCCUUUUUUCUUGUUUUAAUAUAUAUAUUUUUUUUCUUCCUCUUCUUCCUCUUCUUCCUCCUCCUCCUCCUCCUCCUCCUCCUCCUCCUCCUCCUCCUCCUCCUCCUCCUCCCUUUCUCUUUAUCAUUUAUUUUUGUGUGUGUGUUUUUUAGGGAGAGAGAGAGAGAGAGAGAGAGAGAGAGAGAGAGAGAGAGAGAGAGAGAGAGAGAGGCCACACUGUUUGUAUAUAAUCAACGUUUUUUUAGUCAUAUUAAUAUUCUCAAACACACAUACACACACACACACACAAGUUACUGACAGCUUUAUAUAUAUAUAUGUGUGUGUGUGUGUACGUAUGUGUGUGUACACGUGUGUGUGUGUGUGUAUGUGUGUGUGUGUGUGUGUUUUAGGCUCAGAGGACUCUAGCAGAAUUUUCUUAAACUAUCUGUAUUUAUAUAUAUUUAUGUACGUUUUUGUGUGUGUGUGUGUGUGUGUGUGUGUGUGUGUGCGUGCGUGCGUGCGUGCGUGCGUGUGCGUGUUACCGACUGACCGACCGACCGAUUUUAUUUAUGCAUUUCCAAACGCGAUUUUACGGACAAUAUGUUUUCACCUCCGUUUGGAAAUGUCCGAGAAAGUCUUAUUUAGAAAGUCCAUGCGAGGACUCUAAACAUUAAUAUAUAUACAUUCAGGGAUUUCUUUAUCUAGAUUAUUAUUAACAGUAUAAGGAAGGAAGGAGAAGGACGGAAAGAGAGAAAGAGAGAGAGAGAGAGAGAGAGAGAGAGAGAAGGAAGAAAAAGAUUAAAAUAUAGAUCACUUACAGCUGUGUUGACCGGCUAACUCUCUCCUCCUAUAUAUGUUUACUUAUUUCAGUUGUUUACGUAUCUCAAAAUAGUCAAAUGAGAGUCCAUUGUGUUUUAUAGAAGCUGUAUUGACUGGCUAACUCUCUCCUCCUAUCUAUAUUCAUCUAUUUAAGUUUGUUUACAUAUCUCAAAAUAGUCAAAUGAGAGUCUAUUGAGUAUUAUAGAAGCUGUAUUGACUGGCUAACUCUCUCCUCCUAUCUAUAUUCAUCUAUUUCAGUUUGUUUACGUAUCUCAAAAUAGUCAAAUGAGAGUCUGUUGAGUUUUAUAGAAGCUGUAUUGACUGGGUAACUCUCUCCUCCUAUCCAUAUUCAUCUAUUUAAGUUUGUUUACGUAUCUCAAAAUAGUCAAAUGAGAGUCCACUGUGUUUUAUAGAAGCUGUAUUGACUGGCUAACUCUCUCCUCCUAUCUAUAUUCAUUUAUUUCAGUUGUUUAUGUAUCUCAGAAUAGUCAAAUGAGAGUCCAUUGUGUUUUAUAGAAGCUGUAUUGACUGGCUAACCCUCUCCUCCUAUCUAUAUUCAUUUAUUUCAGUUGUUUAUGUAUCUCAAAAUAGUCAAAUGAGAGUCCAUUGAGUUUUUUAGAAGCUGUAUUGACUGGGUAACUCUCCUAUAUAUAUUUACUUAUUUCAGUUUGUUUAUGUAUCUCAGAAUAGUCAAAUGAGAGUCCACUGUAUUUAUAGAAGCUGUAUUGACUGCCUAACUCUCUCCCCCUAUCUAUACUUAUUUAUUUAUAUAGGGACGUUUAGCCAGAAGGACCCAGAUAUAAGUUUGUUUACAUAGGUUUAAAGAGUCAAAUGAGAGUCAAUAGAUUGUUAAGGAAGCUGUUUUGAUUACUGCAUUUGACGGCUUAUAUCAGCCUGCGUCUUAUGAGGUCAAGGUUCAGCUUAACCUCAUACCCUUAUACCCCGUCAGGCACGAUCGCGGCUUUUAUGCUAGACCCCAUCACACCACGAUCAUGGCGCUCUUCAAAUAUCGCGCUCAUUUUACGACACACAGUUUGUUUAUGUUUGAGGCUAUGCGUCAUUCAUCAAGCCCUGUCAUUGGCCCUUUGUUUCGAACAUGGUGGAUGCUUAGCCAAUCACGUCCCAGCUUUUACAAGGAUUUGCUUAGGUUGUUGUCAGGCUCCAGAUAUGCCCGCGGUGAGUACACGGUCGCAAUGUGUGCUGUGUGUUAUCAUUUCUUUACCCAUUUCUAGGCAAGACAGUAGAUAUGUAUUUACUUCCAUGAGUAAAUAAGUAUUUCAGGCACACGGUACGAUACAUGACGAUACGUGAGAAUUGCUUUUUGUCUUGUUAUUGACCUGGAUAAGGGCGGAGUGUGCCACGAGGGUGAUGCCAGAUGACGAGUGUGACUUGACACUGGUGGUUUCCCAUGUAGAGGAAUAUAUAAGUUCCAUUUGUUCAUUUAUCAUUAUACCGCAGCAAAGAGCAACUUGUAAGCUUUCAAAUGAUAUAUAAUUGUCCCAGUGUUUGUUACAAUAAUUUGAGUGACCACUACGGUAACAAGGGAACACCUACUCACCCGUUUUUUAUGUACGUAACUUAAAACCACCCUCUCAUUUUAUCACGGGGUAUAAGGGUUAAAUUAAUCUGCAACAAACCUCCUCGCAAACGUAAACAAGGUGCCGAUCGCUCCCACACCAAGAACGGCAGCUCAUUUCUACAGUAACGACGCAUGACAGUGGUAUUUCCCGCUACGUCAUAAAGGGUAACACCAGGCAGGAAGGACGUUAAGUGCCGACGCUUAACCGAAAUUGACCUCUCUUUCGGCCACCUCUUUGGAUUCUUUUUAGGAGCAGCGAGUAGCGGGCUUUUUUUUUAUUAUGGUUUCCUUUUUUUGUGCCCUUGAGCUGCCUCCUUUGUUGUAAAAUAUAAAUAUAAAAAAGAAGAAAAGCCAGCUGUACCCAAAACCAGACCACACACGCAAGACGCACUUCCUUCCGUUUUAAAAGCGUACAAAACAUUCGGAGUUUUAAUACGACAUAGAGAAUUAAUUAAACACAUUUCCACACCUCAUUAUGCCAUAGAAACGUACUUAAAUAUUACUACAACAACAACAACAACUAUUAGAAUGUGGAUUAGCCGGGCGCUGCGUUGUAUGAUCCGUCAAAUCCAUUACCUUAAUAUUUCCUGUGAUUUUUAUUAAAGUUAUUGACGAUGGGAAAGACCGAGAGAGAGAGAGUGUGUGUGUGUGUGUGUGUGUGUGUGUGUGUGAGAGAGAGAGAAAGCAUAUAUAUAUUUAACUUUCUCUAACUUUUAUUUAUAUAGAUUUUUUAGAGAACUGUAAUAUAAUGUUUAUCUUAUUAUUUUUUUCUUUAUUUUCUCUCCAAUUCCUCCAUUCUUUCCCUUCUUCCUCCUCUCUCUCUCUUUCUCCCUCUCUCCUCCCUUCUUCUCUCUCCCUUCCUUCCUUCCUUCCUUCCUCCUUCCUUCCUUCCAUUCCAGUUCUUAUAAGGCAUUCAAUUCUCUCUCCAUCCCUCUCUUUCUCCUCCUUUCCUUCCUUCCUUCCUUCCCUCCCUCCCUCCUUCCCUCCCUUCCAUCCUUCCCUCCUUCCUUCCCUCCCUUCCAUCCUUCCCUCCUUCCUUCCGUUCCAAAACCGUCGCUCAAAACGUGGGGUUGAAUCCUCCUUGAAAAUCCCUUCCAAAUCGACCAUAGUGAGAUUGUAAACAACUAUCAUAAUUAUUAUUAUUAUUAUUAUUAUUAUUAUUAUGAUGAUGAUGAUUGUUAUAUUGUUUUCUAUAGGCCUAUGGAUAGCUUAGCCCAGCCUGUUGUAUGUAUUUUUAUAGCCUGUGUUCAAUGAUUCUUCUAAGCGUACAUACUAUACCAAGAGCUAAUAUAUUGACGCACACACACACACACACACAUGUACACACACAGACGCACAUAUGCAUUUACGCACAUACACACACACACAGAAGCACAUACUCAUAUGCGCACACACAGUUAUUUUUCUUCUUCUACUACUACUACUACUACUACUACUACUACUACUACUACUACUACUACUACUACUACUACUACUACUACUACUACUACUACUACUUCUACCACCACCACCACCACACACACACACAGACACUAUAACUCCUAGCACCAAAGCAUUGACCUGUAAGCUGUUUUAUGUAUAGAAAUGUAAUUAUAACUAUUACUAUUA